AUGGCUGCAAAGACUUUCGCCCCAGAUGCUGGUGUUAUGUGCUCCCAGUUCAUCACCUUUGGUGUCGCUACCAUUUUGAUCAUCUGUCGUCUCUUCUCUCGAAAGAUUACACACGUGAACUUGUGGUGGGAUGAUUACUUUGCCAUGACUUCAUGGGUUGCUGCCGCUUUAUACUUUAGCUUUGCUAUUUAUUGGGCUGUUGCCAUGGGCCUCGGACACAUCAAGGAGGAAUUACCCCUGGAAGAGGAUAGGGUCGAAGAAUACGCUCGGUUCGGUCUUUUCAUGGCCGAGCUCCUCUACGCAACAUCACUCGGAUUCUCCAAACUGGCCAUCCUUGGCUUCUACUGGCGUCUGUUUGGAAGUGUCGCCAAGAUGAGAAUUGGAAUCUAUAUCCUCCAGGGCAGCACCGUCAUCUGGCUCACCAUCCGUACCUUUAUGACCAUCUUUCACUGUGUUCCGGUGGAAGCGUACUGGAAGCACACCAUCAAGAACGCUGUUUGUAAAGUUGAUCCUGCCAAAUUCAUGUUUGGCACGACUCUGGUUCAUCUCAUGCUCGAAGUUGCUGUUCUUUCGUUGCCUGUUUUCCAAGUCAAGAGUCUCAAACUUCGCACGGGCCAAAAGAUUGCCGUCGUUGCCAUGUUUAUGUUUGGUAUUUUUGUCUGCGUCGCGUCAAUUAUCGUUCUGUAUGAAGCAUUCACCCUCAACCCCAAUACAACUGAGAUGGCAAGAGAUAUUCGAGGUGUCAUCGUCUGGGCUGGCGUAGAGUCUUACUUGGCCAUCAUCUCUUCCUGCCUUCCCAUCAUUAGACCCGUCUUCCGCAAGCUUCUUUCCGGCUCCAUCCUCAGCUCUAAAGGUGACUCAACACCCAAUCCUAUCAGCGGCUUGACCAGCAGCAAGGGCAUCAAGCUCACCCACAUCAACCGCACAAAAGAAGUCGACGACAACAGUUCACAGCGAGAACUGGCUGGACUCGAAGAUGGGUCAUCUGGCGACAUGGACUUUCACACCUACCCUGAGCGCGGUGGUCAGAGCAACACAGUCGUCACCAGCUGUGCGGAUGAUCGACCGGGUAGCAAUCCUACCAACGCAUCAGGAUACGGCAUCCAAGUCAAGAAUGAGACUAGGGUGUAUUAUGAGUCUUCUUGGAAGGAUAGAGAAGCCAAGAAGGAUGUGGAAGCUGCCGCUGGUUCCGGGUCCUACGUCGUAGCCGACGGGGUACGAUAUUAG
Messenger RNA from Fusarium pseudograminearum CS3096, 1227 nucleotides. RefSeq lists its product as uncharacterized. The record is from RefSeq and is a predicted model, not a curated record. NCBI's taxonomy places the organism in Eukaryota, Fungi, Ascomycota, Sordariomycetes, Hypocreales, Nectriaceae. Bases 1 to 1227 code for a protein of 408 amino acids. The transcript is spliced from 5 exons.